This is a messenger RNA of Talpa occidentalis (Iberian mole), 4616 nucleotides long. RefSeq names its product BCL10 immune signaling adaptor (gene BCL10). Gene Ontology annotation, biological process: adaptive immune response; positive regulation of extrinsic apoptotic signaling pathway; canonical NF-kappaB signal transduction. The transcript is spliced from 3 exons. Gene Ontology annotation, cellular component: CBM complex; cytosol. The record is from RefSeq and is a predicted model, not a curated record. Gene Ontology annotation, molecular function: NF-kappaB binding; protein kinase B binding; kinase activator activity. NCBI's taxonomy places the organism in Eukaryota, Metazoa, Chordata, Mammalia, Eulipotyphla, Talpidae. The coding region runs from base 254 to 958 and encodes 234 amino acids.
CGGGACAGGGAAGGAUCGGAUCAGGGCUCGGAGCUCCGCACCGGUGGCGUCGAUCUGCUGCGCCGUCGGCCCCAGAGACGGAGCCGGAAGAGUCACGGACUGGCCCCCGCGUCCCUCUGUUCUCGAAGGGACUGGCCCCUUCCUCCCGGCCGGUCUUUCUCAGCCCCUCACCCAGCGGCCGGAGCCCCCAGCUCGGGCGGGACGGGCAGCCAGAGCUCCGGACCCGGAAGAGGCGCCAUCUCCCGCCUCCGCCAUGGAGCCCACCGCGCCGUCCCUUACCGAGGAGGACCUGACCGAAGUGAAGAAGGACGCUUUAGAAAAUUUGCGUGUGUACCUGUGUGAAAAAAUCAUAGCUGAGAGACAUUUUGAUCAUUUACGUGCAAAAAAAAUUCUAAGUAGAGAAGACACUGAAGAAAUUUCUUGCCGAACAUCAAGUCGAAAAAGGGCUGGAAAAUUGUUAGACUACUUACAAGAAAACCCCAAAGGACUUGAUACCCUGGUUGAAUCCAUUCGACGAGAGAAAACACAGAACUUCCUGAUACAGAAGAUUACAGAUGAAGUACUGAAACUCAGAAAUAUAAAACUAGAACUUUUGAAAGGACAGAAAUAUAGCAGCUGUGAACCUUUUCCAGAUGGAGCCACAAACCACCUCUCUAGAUCAAAUUCAGAUGAGAGUACUUUCCCUGAAAAGCUGAGAGCGUCCAGUGUUAUAUACCAUCCAGAAGGAGAAUCCAGCACAGCCCCCUUUUUUUCUACUCAUUCUUCUCUGAAUUUGCCUAUUCUAGAAACAGGCAGAACUGAAAAUCCCACCUUCUCUUCAACUACACUUCCUAGACCUGGGGACCCUGGGGCUCCUCCUUUGCCACCAGACCUACAGUUAGAAGAAGAAGGAACUUGUGGAAACUCUAGCGAGAUCUUUCUGCCCUUAAGAUCACGACGUCCUCUUUUGCCACAAUGACAGUUUGUUGCCUUUUAGGUAUUUUUUAUAAUGACAAAAAACAUUUGAAAAGGUAUAAAUCUUUUUAUAAAAUUGCUAUAAUGAUUUAUUAACAUUUCGUACAUGUCUUAAAAUACAGUGUAAGCACAUUUUGUAAAUAGAAUUUUUUAGAAUAAAAGAAGCAUAGUUUUAGGUAGCUAAAAUCAUGUGCUUUUCAGUAUUUCUAUUUUGUUUUUCAUUUUUGAUGUAUUUCAGUGUUUUCAAAUUUUUAUGUUCUAAGACUAAUUUUAAUGGGGACCACAUCUCUAUUUGAGAAUAAGACUCUUGGGCUGGGAAUAAUGUUUAUUCUCAGUGUGUUUGUGCUAGAUGUUUCCACAGAUUUAUAGUCAUUUCCCAUCAUUUGGCAGUAAAUUUUCAGAACUAAGCUGUUUAUUUAGUAGUAAAACCAGUCACUGGUAGGGAAGUGGUCAAUGUACUGAGAAGAGUUUCUUUCCCACUCAGUUGGGCUUUCAGGUAUUUAACAGAGUCCCCUUCCAGUGCGGAGAGUAUCCAAUGGAGCUUAAGCCACCCAAGAUCUCAACUUAUUAACCCUGCUAAUUAAUACUACCUUCUAAAAUUUUCAGUGUUAUAUCACUUUCAUUCCUAAAGUAAACUCUUGGCAGAAACCUCAGUUAUUACAUGUAAUUUGAUGAGAUUUUUAAAAAUACAUCUCUGUAUUUUUUAUUAUCUUUUAAUAAUAAGGACCACAGCACAGUUGAAAUAACUGGGGGAAAAGUUUGUGUGUGUAUGUAUGAUAAUUCUGUUUUCAAUAAUAUUUGGGCUAAGUGGGCCAUUAGCUAGAUUUGUCUUUUUGAUACAUAACAAAAUUUGACUAAUUUUCCUCAUUUAUAAAUUUAUGUUCUCAUUGUUUUUAUUUAAAUUAUUCUACCCAUUUUAUAGCAUCUAUGUCACAUGUAUUCCCAUUACUUACGAAAAGCAGAGAUGGAAAUGUGCUAUUAGUAAUAGAAGUUUUUAAAUCUUAGGGCUGUUUUGGAAGCUUCAACUACCAACAGUAAAUAAAUAUCUGAAAUACUUGGUAUUUAUGUACCAAUUUUUAUAGAAAAUAUUACUUCAAGUUGUGAUAUUAAGAUUUCUGAAUAGCCUGAUGAAUUUAUCAAUCACGAAGAAAGUUGGUAUAUUGUUUUUAAAAUUUUUUUUAAAGAUUGGAUAACUUAUAGUACAUUUUUUAAGCAUUAUGGAGAAACAUGUUUUCCCUCUAGCAUACCAUAAGAAUGGCAUUGCAUUAAAGAAAUCACUUUAAAAACAGAAACAGACUUUAUAUUUCAUUCAGUAUACAUUUAAUUGAUGUGUGGUUACUUAAAAAAAACUAAACAGGAAUUACUCAGAAUCGAAGCUCAUAAUUUAAAUAUACAAUAGCACCUUUUUUUGUAGUUUAUUACAGAGAUUUCUUUCAGAUUGUUGGCUAACUACAUAGAUAAUGAAAUUAAGAUUUUAACAAACUUGGCCUUUCAAGUUUUCUGAAUCCUAUAAGUCAGUUUUUUUCCUUCACACACUGAAAACAGGCAUUGUCAAAAAUGUAUGAAUUGUAAUAACAGAAUGAGUGACACAGUGCAACUAGUUACUAGGUUGAUUAAUUGGCAGUUGAAACGUUACUCUUCACUGAUAAGCAGCUUUUUAUUUUAAUUAAGUCCAGAUUAUCAAUCUUUUUUUUUGUGGUUAGUGAUUUUUGUCGCCUGUUUAGAAAUCUUUGCCUAGCCCAAUGUCAUGAUGACAGUAUACUGUGUUUUCUUCUGGAAACUUAUUUUAAUUUCACAGCUCUGUAAUCCAUUACAAAGUAAUUUUUGUGUGUGGUAUAAAGUCGAAAUCAAUUCUUAGCACUCCUAUCUUUACCUAAGUAAUAGAAAAGGGAACAGGAAAUUUCAGACUGUAGUCUGAUCUUUUAUAACUAAAUAAAUAUGUUCACUAUUUAGUUGGGGGCGGGUGGAGAAAAUCAAGCCAUGAAGCAAAUCAAUCUGUAAUUUUUAAGGGGGGACCUUCUGAAAGAAAAAUGAAUUUAAGCACAGACAAUACUUAAUAACUUAAGUGCAACUCCUAAAAUACUCUGAUUUUGCCAUGCUAUUAAAUUAUCAGACAAAUUGUCCUUUAUUUCAGUGGUUCCCAACUGCUGUUCCUUUUAGAAUCACUUGGAGAGCUUUUAAAGAUCCCAAUGCCCAGGUUGCACCCACAGCAAUUAAAUCAGAAUGUUUGGGUGUGGAAACCAGACAUCAAAGUUUAUUAAGAUUUCCAAGUAAUUCCAGUGUGCAACAAUACCUGGAAGCCACUGCCUUAUUGGAUGCCAAAUACUGUGCUUGGUUUCCACAUGUGUGGUCUUGCUUUUAAUCCUAAUAACCCUGCAAGGUAGGUUUUUUUGCCACUUGUUUUUAUAGAUGAGUAAUAAAUUCAAGAUAAAUGGCACAAAAUCAUACAGCUUUUUAGAAUUGAAAUCUGGUGGUGUCUGACUCAAAAAUCAAUGUUCUUUCCACAAUUUCAAGCUCACUUAUUGGCAUUUCAUAAGUGGCAUAAAGUUGGUGGUAAUUAUGGGUUCCCCCCCCACUCUUAAGUUCAAUAAUUAUUGAUUAUACUUAUUCUAGAUGUUGGAGAUACAAUAACAAAUAAGACAGUAUAUUUUCUAGAACACAUUCUAGAUGGAGGAGAAAAUUAGAAAAUAAAUCCAGAUAAUUCAAGAUUCUGUGAGUACAAUAUAAGGCAUGGGUGAGCUAAAAAGUAACUUGAGAAAAGAGUCUUGAUAGCACUCUCAGGGGAGUCUUCAGAGCAGGUAACAUGUGAACUAUAACCUAAAUCAUAAGAGCACUAGUGUAGAAUAUCUUGUGCCGGAAAGGAAGUGCUCAAAGAAUGAUGGGAGGAUGUUCAGACUGCACAGAAACCAGUUUGAAGGCUUUUGCAGACCACAGCUGGGAUAAUUUCAACAUCAAAAUAAUAAUAAUGCCACUCCACCACGCCGAACUGUGCCCUGCUGGCUCCACACGACCUGCCGUGACCAUCACAGCCACCCUUCAGCAGCAGGAAUAUGGCAUUUGAUGAGCAGCAAUGACUUUGCUGACUACAUGAAAGAACUAGGUGUUGGAAUGGCUCUGUGAGAAAUGGAUGCAAUGACCAAAUCAGAUUGUGUCAUCCGUGUUUCUGGCAAACACCUCACGGUAAAAACCGAGAGCACUUUGAAACAGUUUUCAUGUAAUUUGGGAGAGAAGUUUGAAGAAAUUACAGCAGAGUUUUGGGCAGAGAAAAAAAAAUUGCAACUUUACAAAUGGUUCUUUUGUCCAACAUCAAGAAUGGGAUGAGAAGGAAAGCAGAAGAAGAAGAAAAUGGGAAGAUGAGGAAUUAGUGGUAAAAUGUACCAUGAACAAUGUCACCUGUAUUUGGGGCUCUGAAGAAAUAGAAUAAAAGUUCCAUAUCAUUUUGGACAGGAAUUAGCUUCAAGGAUGAACAAGCUCAAUUGAAGGAACAAAUCUCCACACUGCGUUUUAUUAUUACUGUUAUCAUCAUUACUGAAAUCAAUUAUCUUUAUCACAAAUAUUUUACAUGCAACUAUGUCAAAGUGUUGGUUUCAUUAAGCUCAAUCCUUUGGUUAGUAAAUAAAUGAAAAUGAAAUAAUAAAAUGAAAGUACAAAUGAAAGUAAUA